AUGUUCUACUGUAGUGGUUCCCUUCGAGAAAUGCUCGGACAAACUGGCUUAAAAAUGCGACCGACACGAUUCGACGAGAGAUAUUAUAAGGAGAAGAUGCGAUUCGAGUUGAUCCUCUAUGUGGAAAUGAUGAAUUCACUGAGCAUUUUUCGAGAUUUUGAUUUGGACACGAAAGAGUCGUUGAUAAAACAAUGUGCGGUUUCGUUGGCAAUGUUGGAGAAGUAUUAUAUUUCAGUGAAGAAUGAUGGAUUGAAAACGCAAAAACUUAUCGCUCCUGAUGGCUCUUACACCGAUUUGUCAGACGACGGAGCUCAGUUUGCCGAAGAGUUCCAAACGAUGAAAGAUGAUCAAGUGAUGGAUAAGAAUCAGUGUCUAAAUCUCCUCUACAACCCGUUGAAAGUCUGUCUCAACGAACUCGGCACCGCAUUGGAGCACUCAAAAAUGACGGACACCGAGUUUUGUGCUCUUUUUGCAAUUUUGUUAUUCAACACAGCCGCUGAUAACAUCACUGAUAGUGUCCGAAACGCGGUGAUGAUGGCCAGAAAUCGGGUGAUGAAGGAUUGGUUCGAGUUGUAUGCAAAACAGGGAAAAACGCCUGAAGAGGCUGGCCUUCUCGUUGGAAACACACUUCUCUUGCUUACCGCCGUCCGUAAUGCCAUGGCUGUUCAUCGUGAGAACUUCCAUGUGAUUCGUGUGUUUAACGUCAUGGAAUACGAUAAAUUGAUUGAUGAUCUCGCUUUUGUUUAA
This is a messenger RNA of Caenorhabditis briggsae, 747 nucleotides long. RefSeq names its product Protein CBR-NHR-76 (gene Cbr-nhr-76). Gene Ontology annotation, biological process: regulation of transcription by RNA polymerase II; cell differentiation; anatomical structure development. Gene Ontology annotation, molecular function: nuclear receptor activity; RNA polymerase II cis-regulatory region sequence-specific DNA binding. The coding region runs from base 1 to 747 and encodes 248 amino acids. The record is from RefSeq and is a predicted model, not a curated record. The transcript has 5 exons. Lineage: Eukaryota; Metazoa; Nematoda; Chromadorea; Rhabditida; Rhabditidae.